AGAACUCUGCCAAGUCACAAUGGAUAAUAGUGUGUAUGUGGGUGAGAUGAUGAGUUGUCAUGAUGACGAAGCUACCAGAACAUCAACUUCAGAAGGGCUGGAGGAAGGGGAGGUGGAAGGGGAGACACUCCUGAUCGUGGAGUCUGAAGAUCAGGCAUCAGUAGAUUUGUCUCAUGACCAGAGUGGGGACUCAUUGAACAGUGACGAAGGAGACACAUCCUGGAUAGAGGAGAUGUCCUACUACUGUGAAAAAUGCCAGAAAUGGAUACCUGCAAGUCAGGUGAGAGAACAGACCAGCUAUCUCAAGGGUGAUAACUUUUUCCGGUUCACUUGCUCUGAUUGCUCAGAAGAUGGGAAGGAACAGUUUGAACGGUUGAGGCUGACAUGGCAGCAGAUUGUUAUGCUGGCAAUGUACAAUUUAAGCCUGGAAGGAACCGGCCGCCAAGGUUACUUCAGAUGGAAGGAAGAUAUCUGUUCUUUCAUUGAGAAACACUGGACUUUUCUACUAGGAAACCGGAAGAAGACAUCUACCUGGUGGAGCACUGUUGCUGGUUGCCUUUCCGUGGGGAGCCCUCGUUUUUUCCGCUCUGGGGCUCAAGAAUUUGGAGAACCAGGCUGGUGGAAACUUGUCCACAACAGACCACCUACUCUGAAGCCUGAAGGAGAGAAGCUGUCUGUGUCUGCCUUGAAAACUAAAGGUUCAAAACUGUCCUUGGACCCAAUCAUUACGGUGGAGGGGCUUAGAAAGCGAGCGAGCCGCAAUCCCGUCGAAUCCGCCAUGGAGCUGAAGGAGAAGCGAUCUCGCACCCAGGAAGCCAAGGACAUCAGGAGAGCUCAGAAAGAGGCAGCCGGCUUCUUGGACAGGAGCACGUCCUCCACGCCCGUCAAAUUCAUCAGUCGCAGCCGGCGUCCGGACUUGGUCCUUGAGAAAGGAGAGGUGGUUGACUUUUCUUCCCUGAGCUCCUCUGACCGCACUCCUUUGACCAGCCCCUCGCCCUCUCCUUCCCUGGAUUUCUCUGCUCCCGGAACACCCGCUUCCCACUCGGCUACACCAAGCCUGCUCUCGGAAGCGGACCUUAUUCCAGACGUGAUGCCCCCUCAGGCCCUCUUCCACGAUGAUGAAGAGAUGGAAGGUGAUGGUGUUAUCGAUCCAGGGACUGAGUAUAUCCCGCUGCCCAGCAGGCCAAUGAGAAUGAUUCGAAGAAGGGUGAAGACCCCUGAGCAGAUCAAGCAAGAGGUGGAGAGUGAAGAAGAAAAAGCAGAGAGGCUGGAAGGUGACGCUGCAGGCCCCGGCAACCCACUCACAUCCCUGCAGGCGCAGGGUCAGGAGAAGCGGAAGGCGCAGCUAAAGCAGAAGGACGGCAAGUCUAGCAGGCCAACGUUUGUGUCGGUCAGCAUCUAUGAAGAGAAGCUUCUUCUGAGGAACUUGGAGGCCUGCCCGAAUGCGGUGGCCAUGACGCCCAAGGCUCGGAGGCUGAGGCGCAAGCUGAUAGUCCGGCAGGCCAAGAGGGAAAGGGGCUUGCCCCUCUUUGACUUGGACAGCAUCGUGAACGCCGCUCUCCUCCUGGUGGAUGGGAUUUAUGGAGCCAAGGAAGGUGGUGUUGGCUGUCCCCCAGCAGGCCACGCAAUGUACAGAACCACUAGCCAGGACUUCAGGAUCUUGGAUCGGUUCCAGACCAAGCUGUCUGCUCUGAAGGGGUUUCGACAAACGGCAAUGAAAUUUCUUAGCCGACUUGUAGGCUCUGAAGUGCUGACUGAUCACAGCAUCAUUAGUCCCUACACAUCACGUGUCUUGAAACCUUAUAUCAGGCGAGAUUAUGAGACCAAACCCCUGAAACUGCAGCUACUGGCUGAAAUUCGAGCACACGCACACAAAGACGAUCCCAGCUGGACCACUGAACCAGAGUCCCCUAUUGAUUAUUGCUACGUGCGCCCCAAUCACAUUCCCUCUAUCAACUCCAUGUGCCAUGAGUUUUUCUGGCCAGGGAUUGACCUGUCAGAAUGCCUGCAGUACCCCGACUUCAGCGUUGUUGUUCUCUACAAAAAGGUCAUCGUGGCCUUUGGCUUUAUGGUGCCAGAUGUUAAGUACAAUGAAGCAUACAUCUCUUUUCUCUUUGUUCAUCCCGAGUGGAGGCGAUCAGGGAUUGCAACGUUUAUGAUUUACCAUCUUAUUCAGACCUGCAUGGGCAAAGAUGUAACCCUUCAUGUCUCCGCAAGUAAUCCUGCAAUGCUGCUGUACCAGAAGUUUGGAUUUAAAACUGAGGAGUACAUUUUAGAUUUCUAUGACAAAUAUUACCCUUUGGAUAGUAAGGAGUGCAGGCAUGCAUUCCUUCUGAGGUUGCGCCGAUGAUACGU
Euleptes europaea (tarantolino) is the source of this 2355-nucleotide messenger RNA. It is a transcript of the gene KAT14, whose product is annotated as lysine acetyltransferase 14. Gene Ontology annotation, molecular function: acyltransferase activity, transferring groups other than amino-acyl groups. The transcript is spliced from 10 exons. The coding region runs from base 20 to 2350 and encodes 776 amino acids. Lineage: Eukaryota; Metazoa; Chordata; Lepidosauria; Squamata; Sphaerodactylidae. The record is from RefSeq and is a predicted model, not a curated record.